AUGGCAAACAACGACACCAACAAGCCCAGGCACAAUGCCUAUGCAACCCUCAUCACCCGGGACUCAUACCUCCCGGGUGUCAUCAUCCUGGCCUACACCCUCCAGCGCAACGGCUCCGCAUACCCGCUCGUUGUGCUCUACACGCCAAACCUCCCCCGGGAGGCGAAGAGGGUGCUUGAGCUUGAGGCGCCAAAAUGCAAUAUGGUCCUUCGCGAGUGCGACCACCUGCUGCCGCCCGCGGGAAUUAAGAUGACGCUCAUCGCCGAGCGCUUCGCUGACACGUGGACCAAGCUGCGCGUCUUUGAGCUUGUUGAGUACGACGCUGUGUGCUAUCUCGACGCCGACAUGGCCGUCCUGUAUAACAUGGACAGCGUGUUCCAGGUAGAGACGCAUCUGCCUGAUGAUUGGAUUGCCGCGAAUCACGUCUGCGUGUGUAAUCUUGACUCAGACUCAUGGGCACCCGAAGAUUGGCGAGCAGAGAACUGCGCCUACACUCCACUGUCGCAUCCAAACGCGCUUAGUGAGCCAAUACAGCCCAUCGCGACAUCUCCCUCGCCGCACAAACUCCUCAACGGCGGUAUGUUCAUCUUCCAUCCCUCUCAGGCUCUAUGGGACAGAAUGUUGCACGUGUUCAACACGACGCCACUUCUUUCGUCCUUCAUGUUUCCUGACCAGGACUUCCUGGCCUUCUUUUUCGAGAACAAGUGGUAUGCUCUUGGGUGGCAGUACAAUGCCAUUAAAACGAUGCGAUAUUGGCACCCCAACAUUUGGCGCGACGAGGAAGUUAUUUGCCUGCACUAUAUCGUGGACAAACCUUGGGCAAAACGCGUGGGUACAGAUGGAGUGGCAGGAUACAAGGGCCUCGAUGGCGUUACGCACUGCUGGUGGUGGCAGCUGUAUCAGUACUGGGAGGAUGAGAGACGCGCCGACGGACGUGGAGGAAACGAGGCCAUCGCUCUGUUGAAGAAUUUGAUUGCGCCAGAGUUUACGAAGGAGGGCACAGUUGGAUACUUGCAGGUUGCUUUGCCGUUACGAGCUUGA
Messenger RNA from Fusarium sp. VM40, 1041 nucleotides. Lineage: Eukaryota; Fungi; Ascomycota; Sordariomycetes; Hypocreales; Nectriaceae. The record is from the annotation of a GenBank genome assembly.